UAAAACUCUACAGACUGAGACUCUACUAGAUCUAGAUCUAACUAUCUAGCUAAAUUCAAGAUGUGAGCGUGAUAAAACAUAGCCAAGGCCUUUUCACUAACAUUAAACGAGGACAGUUUUACAGUUUUCUUAGUAAUCGUAAUCUUUGCUGCCCUUUUUUGCUGAUAUAAUGAGUAUUUGCAGUAAAAGAAAGUGUAUUGUCUAGGAUAGUACCAAGCACUUCACCUUACAGUAAUCUUAUUAACUGUAGACAAUGUCAAGCCGAGCUUUGAGACGGUUGCAGGGUAAUACAGAUCUUGCAAAGCUAGAAAACCUCAGUAGUGAUGACAAGGAAGGAGAAUCAGAAAGUGAUACCAUUUCAAAACCUAAAACUAGAUCUGUCAUAAAGAAAACAAAAGUGAAACAUAUAGAACUACCAGAAAAUCCUUUUGAAUUGUUAAAUGAAGGAGAUGGUGAUGGCACUGAUACCAAGGAAGAUGUGGAGGCCAAUGGAGAGAAUGUUGAGACAAAUAACACUCAAAACAUAAGUGUGAAGAGCAGGAAGAAAAAAAAGAAAAAUAGAAAAGGAAAAGAGAAUAGUAAUCAAAAUACUGUCAACCAGCAAACUGCAGAUGAUAUUGAAGCAAGUGUCUUAGAAGUUAACAGGCUUCUUGGAGACCCUGGCAACUCAAUUCAACAGGCAGAUAGUGGAAGAGGACAUUUUUCACUGAGCUUAAAGCCAUUAUUACAUAUUGACUAUAGACAUCUUAACCCAGAAACAGAAUUAAAAAGAAUAUUUGGAUCUCAAGUAGUACGAGGGGAACAUCCUCGAAAUCGCCGUCAAAGAAAUCGUCCUUUCCAUCGAAGUGGUCGGCUUGUUCAGCCAAGAGAUACUUGGCAUAGUACUAGUGGAUCAGGCUUAUCAAUGAAGUAUCUUGGAGACACAGAAGGCUUUGUGUUUGAACAUUCAUCUGCUUAUCAGAAAGUACAACAGCAGUUUUAUGAUGCAGUGGAAUCGGGUUUACCAGAAUUAAUCAUUAACAUUCUCAGGGAGCAUCCCUAUCAUGUGGAUACACUCAUUCAGAUGGCAGACUUACAUAGAGCCACUGAGGAUUUCCAAACAGCUGCUGAAUCUAUAGAAAAAGCUUUGUUUGGAAUGGAAUGUGCUUUUCAUUCUUUGUUUAACUUGGCAGCAGGCAAUUGUUACUUGGAUUACAAGAGAAGAGAAAACAGAUCAUUUUACUUGUGUUUAUUUAAACACAUUUUAAAUCUUGGAAGACGUGGAUGUAACAGAACAGCUUUUGAGUUUUGCAAAGUUUUGCUCAGUCUUGACCCAGAAAAUGAUCCAUUAGACUGCAUGAGUAUGAUUGAUUACUUUGCACUUCGAGCAGAACAGUAUGAUCAUCUUUUGCGUUUGGAGCAAGAAGUUUUGAUAACAGAGUCGAUGAAACAUGUACCUAAUUUUGCUAUGUCAAUACCACUUGCCCAUUAUCACAUUGCAAGACGAGAUGGAGGAGACAUUGCAUCUGCAGAUUUAUUGCUCCAGGACAGUCUUCUGUUUUUCCCAAUGAUAUUGGUGCCACUCAUGGAUCAGUGCAGUGUCCAGUUGGAUAAAGAAGUGAGUGGUCACAGUUUUUUCAGCACAGCAGAACUAAAAGACAGUACAAGUGAGCUGCAGCGAAUGAUCACGCUGUAUGUCAAAAGAUGUGAAUCCUGUUGGAAAGAAGCAGGGGUCAUUUCCUGGCUAGAAGCCAAUGUCAAGGCUGUAUUAGAAAUUGUGAAUAAAGAGCAAGACCCUCGACCAAAAGAAUAUGCCCUUCUGAGGAAAAAGCGUUUUCGACGGCCACCACUUUCUACAGUAAGGCAUUAUUUUUUAUCUGAGAUUCAAGGUCUUGGCUUGCCUCGUCAAUACCUUGGCAGUUCACUUUUAAAUUAUGACCCUUUCCCUCCACAUGACAGCAUUGCAGCUUAUUCAAGACCUCCAAGACAAACUGUGGCCUCAGAAGAUCAUAGUGGAGUACUUAGAACUUUACUUCGUUCACUGAUGCCAUCUUACAAUCCAUAUGAACCAUCUAAUAUGAGAGAUAGACAACAACUGAAUGCUAAUGAAGGUGAUGAAGGAGAAAAUGAAGGAGCCGUUGGAGGGAAUACAAUGAGCCAACAACUUGAACACAGUGUUCAGGCAGUUAUGCAAGCCAUGAGACAACUGUUAAGUCUGCCCUUUGGUCCAGCACAGGGACAAGAUGGAAACAACCAGGAAGAUCAGGUUGAGCUAGAAGAGAAUGAGAGAGAGUGGGAAGAAGAUGAGGACAACUUUGAUAACUUGAGGUGAUACCAAGUGAAAGUUAUAACUUAGUGCUGUGCUUUUGAUAACUUGAGGUGAUACCAAUUGAAAGUUGUAACUUUGUGCUGUGCUUGAUAGUUUUUUUUGUCUCCCUAAGGCUAUUUAAAACUAUCUUUAGUUGUUUUUUUGUAACAUAAAAAUGUUACAGUACCGUUAUUUUGUUGUUUCAUUAUAAUUACAACAUUAAUUAGAAUAGCUUGAGCUUUUGAAAAUACCUUACAUUCAUGAAUUUUGAAGCUAAUGACAUCCCUGGCUAUAAUUAUUGUACUGCUACAAAAUAUUAAUGUUAUAGUUGUUAAUUACCGGGUAUUGUAAGUUGACGGUCUAUUAAGAGCGAUGACCCACAGAAUGGUACACAAGUUGAAAACCAAAGAUGCCUGUUUUUAUUUCUUAGCAAAUUAAUGUGAAAAAGAAUUCCAAAUUGGUUUUCAGUUGAAUAUUAAUAUAGCAUAUCAACAUAAUUAAUUUUACACUAUUACGUAAACCAUCAGAACAUAAUAUUUUCCUAUGAUAAUAUUUUCCUAUGAUGUUGUAGCCCAUCAAGCUAUUUUUUUUAAGACUUAAAAAUUCUAGUGCACUGGGCAUAUUGAUUUUUUAACAACAAAUAUCUUCCUUCAUCACCUACAUCAGCCAGUUUGAAUAAAGAUGAAAGCUUGGCUACUUAUCCAUUGGGCUAGUAAAAAUAAUGAUUUAUUUCAGCAUCUGGUCUGUUCCAGAAUGCUGGUAUAAUAUACUACUGAAUAUAUUCUAAAAUUAAAAAAAUUUGUCCCACAAGUAAUCUGGAGGUCUAAUGCACUUUAUUUUUUCCUAUAAUGUAAUUUAAUUAUUUAUUUCAUUCUUGUGAUGGAAAUAGAAAAAAAUGCACAUAGUGUUUGACAAUGACUCAUGAAUGAAAAGUGAGAUUGUACCAGCUAUGAACUUGAUGGUAACUUGAAUACCAUGUUUGGAAAAUACAGUCUUUUUCUUUUCUAAAUUAAAAGUAUGUGAAAUAAAUAAAACAAAAAACUGUU
Biomphalaria glabrata is the source of this 3333-nucleotide messenger RNA. RefSeq names its product transcription factor 25-like. Gene Ontology annotation, cellular component: RQC complex. Bases 254 to 2311 code for a protein of 685 amino acids. The record is from RefSeq and is a predicted model, not a curated record. The transcript is spliced from 19 exons. Lineage: Eukaryota; Metazoa; Mollusca; Gastropoda; Planorbidae.